This is a messenger RNA of Rhipicephalus microplus (southern cattle tick), 2044 nucleotides long. RefSeq names its product cuticle protein 16.8. Gene Ontology annotation, molecular function: structural constituent of chitin-based larval cuticle. NCBI's taxonomy places the organism in Eukaryota, Metazoa, Arthropoda, Arachnida, Ixodida, Ixodidae. Gene Ontology annotation, cellular component: chitin-based extracellular matrix. The record is from RefSeq and is a predicted model, not a curated record.
GAGGGGGCGCAUAAAGCUUUCCCGUAUAAAGGCCGGUGAUCCUCCAGGCCACGGCGUCACUUUGUUGAGAGCUCUGUGCGCAGGUACCCGCAGUCCCGGAAAGGUCCCGUCUUGUGCGACACGCUUAUCGGUUACACUGCUGCAUCGUCACGCGAAGACGUUCAAGAGGAAUAUGGGCCCCAUGGUGAAGCUGUUUCUUCUAGCCACUCUGGCAGUGGCGUAUGCGCAGCAGGACUACGACAACGCUCCACCGGAGCCGUACCAGUUCAAGUACGAUGUGCAGGACGAAGAAGGCAACACGCAGAUGCACGAGCAAUCCAGCGACGGUAAAACCGUUCGAGGCUCGUACGGCUACACGGACAAGGACGGACUGUUCCGCAUAGUAGAGUACAUCGCCGACGAAAACGGUUUCCGGGCUAUGAUCAAGACCAACGAACCCGGAACCAAGACCGGAGGCUCGGCUGACGCCCCCGUGGAGUCUUCAGCUCCUGAUCAAUAACUUGACGCGUUGACAAAAUGGCUUGCCGGAAUAUGUCGUAAAAGAUUACUGUAGAUACAGAAGGGAUUGCUAUGAAACAGAAAAAAAAGAAAGUAGGGUAGACUUUUCUGAAAGCCAGCCUUGCUAAAUGGUUACGCAGAAAGCGUUGCCAUGAAAACCCGCCGAGUUGAAUUCAUCACUGCCGCCUGCUUGACCUGUGUUAUCAUGGCUGCGUUUCCAUGAAGUUGUGGGUGAAGAGCGUUGCCGUGUGACUGAGGGGCUUCCCAGUACUCGAUGCUCCCGAUAUCGAUGUGUUGCCAUCCAGCUGAGGUGGCGAGGAUUCGGGUGAUGCCGAGUCCGUGUCUCAGUAGUAAAUGCUUGUGUAGGCUGGAAAGUUGGUCAUUGCAGUAACCUCACGGUACUGCGGUGUCUCAUCCGCUUACGGCAUAUUUUGUUAUCGACACAUAUUACACAGCCUAGAAGAAAUUGAAGGCUUUAGUGCCGCUUCACUCAGGUAUGGCAUUCGAUAACUGGAAUAUAUCUUUUCUUCAUAAAACGACACUGCGUUGUGACAGCUUUUUUUGGCGUCCGAAUGUGCACAGUUAUUCAUUUUCAGAAUAAAGCAGCUUUGAGUUGCCGCUUCAAACCUUUGUAGUUGUUUGAAAGCGCGUUCGCUGUGUCUUCUCACUGUAAAUGCGAGAGGCUGGCGUAAUAAUGGUGUGGUCAGCGCUUCUUAGUAUUCUUUUGCGCAGAGCUGUCACAUUAAAGUAACUUUUGAGACAGAGAUAUAAACACGCUACUCAAGUUGGCAGGUGCCAUUAAACUGCUAGUGCCUGACGUAUUGACACAUGUAUUGUUGAUUGUUCUUUCUCUGCUUGCAAGACUUUGGCGCUAAUUCUUAGCUGAUUAUAUUUUUGUCAUGUUUGUGUUACGCAACACACAAAAAAUGUGCGUGGUCGCCCACUAUGUCCUCUUCGGUUGUAGUAGUACUUUUCUUUCAUUAACCACGUUCGUUAACGGCAUUAUUCUGCUGCGACAUGUGACUAACCGGGCAAUAGUGCAAAACUUUUGAUGGCUUCUUGUGUGUGUUGUGUAUUGUCCCGUCCAAAGCGUGGGUGCUUUCGAGGGAAGUGUGUUUAUUUAUUACUGCUUCUGUGAUGUCAGUGUGAGUACACAUUGUCGCUUACACAUCUGUGAUGGGCGUGCAUUCAAUGCAUAUAAAAAAUGUUCCUUAUACUUUUUGCCUACGGUGUAGUUGCUUCAAACGUGGUAUGUGACAAGGGGUUCUUGCGGGCACGAAUUUCGACUCUUGGAUAUUUCUGAGUGGCAUUGUAUGUUAUGCAUGCAUUCGCUGUGGUAGUUUGCUUGCUGCGAUUAAAAAAAAGCCGAGCAUAGCCAAUUUUCUUGUUCCUACAUCGUUCCUGUAGAUGCCUUGGCCGAUACGAUGAACAUUGCUUUAUUUUCUUAUGCGGCUGUGUCCACUUUAUACAGGCAUCUUUUGGAUAAGUAGUGAUCUGUGCACUGACUUGUAGUACGCCUAAUAAAUCGUUUCUUUGUGGAGUAUUA